This is a messenger RNA of Osmerus eperlanus (European smelt), 2280 nucleotides long. It is a transcript of the gene thop1, whose product is annotated as thimet oligopeptidase 1. NCBI's taxonomy places the organism in Eukaryota, Metazoa, Chordata, Actinopteri, Osmeriformes, Osmeridae. Gene Ontology annotation, cellular component: mitochondrial intermembrane space. Gene Ontology annotation, molecular function: metalloendopeptidase activity. The record is from RefSeq and is a predicted model, not a curated record. The transcript is spliced from 14 exons. Gene Ontology annotation, biological process: proteolysis; peptide metabolic process. The coding region runs from base 139 to 2196 and encodes 685 amino acids.
UUACGUUGAACAAAAAGAUAAAUUAGUCGCAUGACCUUUGUUUUGAAAUUCUUGAGAAUAAGAACCGGAAAUAAAUUCCAUUUAUAGCAACAACCUGGACUUCAUAUCUGUUCGAACUUUGUGACACAACCCUGAAACAUGGCACCGACAGGAAAAAUAGUAUUUGGUAGUCCGGCACAAGUAUGUGCCAACAACCGUCUACGGUGGGACCUGACCCCAGAUCAGAUCCACCAGCUCUCUGAUGAUCUGAUUUCCAAGACCAAGAUGGUUUAUGAUUCGGUUGGGUCUUUGGAAUUGACCUCCGUGAUCUAUGAGAACACACUGAAAGCCCUUGCUGAUGUAGAGGUGGAGUACACAGUCCAGAGAAAUAUGCUGGAUUUCCCUCAGCAUGUGUCCUCCUGCAAGGAAGUGCGCACAGCCAGCACUGAGGCUGACAAGAAGUUGUCGGAGUUUGAUGUAGAGAUGAGCAUGAGAGAGGAUGUCUACAAGAGGAUUGUAGCCCUGGAGAAGCUUGAUGUGGACUCCCUGAACCCUGAAUCUAAGAGGUAUAUGGAGAGACUUAUCAAACUUGGCAAAAGGAAUGGUCUCCAUCUGCCCAAGGAGACACAAAAUAUGAUCAAGAAUAUCAAGAAAAAACUGAGCAACCUAUGUAUUGACUUCAACAAGCAUCUAAAUGAGGACACCACUAGCUUGGCUUUCACCAGAGAAGAGUUAGGUGGUCUCCCUGAGGAUUUCCUGAGCUCGUUGGAGAAGGACGUAGAGGACAAGCUGAAGAUCACCCUGAAGUACCCCCACUACUUUCCCACCAUGAAGAAGUGCUUUGUUCCAGAGACCCGCAAAAAGUUGGAAGAGGCCUUCAACUCUCGCUGCAAAGAGGAGAACUCAGCCAUCUUAAAGGAACUGGUACAGCUGAGAGCCGAAAAAAGUGCCCUGCUUGGCUUCAGCAGCCAUGCUGACUUUGUCCUGGAGAUGAACAUGGCAAAGUCUGGCAACAAGGUGGACGCUUUCCUAGAGGAGCUGGCCCAUAAGCUGAAACCCCUUGGCGAGGAGGAGAGGGCAGUGAUCCUAAAACUAAAGGAAAAGGAGUGUCUGAAGAGAGGCCAGCCCUUCAAUGGGGAACUGUAUGCCUGGGACACACGGUAUUACAUGACCCAGGUGGAGGAGACCCAAUAUGCAGUGGACCAGAACCAACUGAAGGAGUUCUUCCCCAUGGAAGUGGUGACGCAGGGUUUGUUGGAAAUCUACCAGGAGUUGUUGGGCCUUUCUUUCGAACUUGUGGAAGGCGCCCCUGUGUGGCACCCAGACGUCUCACUCUACUGUGUUAAGGACAGUACAUCAAGCCAGGAGCUGGGCCAGUUCUACUUGGACCUCUUCCCACGAGAGGGUAAGUAUGGCCAUGCUGCCUGCUUUGGCCUGCAACCUGGCUGUCUGCUGCCCGAUGGUACCCGGCAAAUGUCUGUUGCAGCUAUGGUGGCCAACUUCAGCAAGCCCACAACUGACGCCACCUCAUUGCUGCAGCACGACGAGGUGGAGACCUACUUCCAUGAGUUUGGCCAUGUCAUGCACCAGCUGUGCGCUCAGACGGACUAUGCCAUGUUCAGUGGAACCCAUGUAGAGCGUGACUUUGUGGAGGCACCUUCUCAGAUGCUGGAGAACUGGGUGUGGGAAAAGGACCCACUACAACGCAUGUCCAAACACUACAAGACUGGCAAGCCCAUCCCCGAUGACCUGCUGGACAAACUCAUUAAGUCCCGGCUAGCCAAUACUGGCCUGUUCAACCUGCGGCAGAUUGUACUGGCCAAGGUGGACCAGGCACUGCACACCAAGAAUGGUCUGGACCCAGCUGAGGAGUAUGCCAGACUGUGCCAGGAGAUCCUAGGAGUGCCCGCCUCUUCAGGGACCAACAUGCCUGCUACAUUUGGCCAUCUGGCUGGUGGUUAUGAUGCCCAGUACUAUGGCUACCUAUGGAGUGAGGUCUUCUCCAUGGAUAUGUUCUACGCUCGCUUCAAGCAGGAGGGCAUCAUGAACCCCAAGGUUGGUCUGGACUACAGAAACUGUAUUCUGAAGCCUGGUGGCUCUGAGGACGCUGCUGUAAUGCUCAAAAACUUCUUGGGCCGGGAGCCAAAGCAGGAAGCGUUCCUCCUCAGCAAAGGACUGACAGUGGAUAUAGAGUCAGGCACUCCAUGUGCCUGUUGACCAGUCACAUCCAGCUCACUGUACUCACUGCUGAUCAACCAUACACACAGGAUUAACGUUUUAGAAACAAUGUAAAAAAUAAAA